AUGAGAUCCGGAAGCACAACUAUCAGCAUCUUGGCCUUAGCAUCCAAGGCCAAAGCUUUGAUCAAGCCAAACCUGCCCAUUGCCACCGACCUUGCCGUCCACUAUGACGACCUUGGAAUUAGUCCACAGCCGACAACUGGUCCAAAAGCUCCCGAGCUUCGCCGUCGAGACCUGGUAGAUGGCGAGACUCGAUAUGUUGCUGCCGAUAACACUGCCUCGGCUCUGGGCAAUGGAAGGGCCAUGUGCUGUGAUGAUGAGGGCAACGACUGCGGAGUUGCGACGACUUGCUACGACUUGGAAGAGCGGUUAGCCAUGACCACAACUAGCUCAGACAGAUAUGCGAUGUACUGUGACCUCGAGUUCCCAUUCUGUCAGACUGUGUCAAUCUACUCCGACAUCCUGGAUUAUGUCUGUGGCCAGACGAACACCUCCACCGAUCAGAAGGCAUUCAUCACCUACGACGGACAAGGGGAAAGGGAGUUCACUGCGUUUUAUCUACGUGACGGAACUACCACGACCCGAAUCGUGACAGACAUUCUAGAUCCAGGAUCCGAGAGCGACACUCCGACUGAAACGACGCGCAACCCCAAGCCGAAACCAGGACCCAACGAUGAUGAUGUGCCCGUUGGGGCCAUUGCUGGUGGCGUCGUUGGCGGUGUUGCGGCCAUUGCAAUAGGUGCACUGGCACUCUUCUGCUACAUGCGUCGUCGCCGAACGCGGAAGCAAGGGGAGCAGCAGCAGCAACAGCAACAGCAAAACCAGUACCCCCCGAUGCAGACAGUACCACCCAUGUAUCCGCAAGAAUACCCAAAGACACAGGGUCCUCAAGUCCAGCAAUCCUACAUGGGUGCUGGAAGCCCCCAGUCCCCGACCGAGUACAUGACCGUGUCCGGGAGCCCAACGAUAACGGACCCCAGGAUCAAUAUCAUGAGUGGCCAAAGUCCGCCGACGUACUGGAAUGCGGCGCCAAAGGAUCAGCAGGGGACGACGGAGCAGCCGGGUGUGUUUUAUGAGGCGCCGGCGCGGCCGAAUGAGCGAAGGGAGAAUAAUACGCAGGAGCUUGCAUAA
This is a messenger RNA of Emericellopsis cladophorae, 1068 nucleotides long. RefSeq names its product DUF1620 domain-containing protein. The record is from RefSeq and is a predicted model, not a curated record. NCBI's taxonomy places the organism in Eukaryota, Fungi, Ascomycota, Sordariomycetes, Hypocreales, Bionectriaceae. Bases 1 to 1068 code for a protein of 355 amino acids. The transcript is spliced from 3 exons.